AUGGAGAGAGAUGAAUACCAGUUACCCAACUCUCAUGGGAAGAAUACUUUCUUAUCGCGAAUAUUUGGUUUACAAUCGGAUGAAGUUAAUCCUUCUCUUAAUAGCCAGGAGAUGAGCAACUUCCCUUUACCAGACAUAGAGAGAGGCUCAUCUUUAUUGCAUUCUACUAACGACAGCCGCGAAGAUGUAGAUGAGAAUGACUUACGUGUUCCUGAGUCUGACCAAGGCACUAGUACAGAAGAAGAGGAUGAAGUAGAUGAAGAGCAAGUCCAGGCGUAUGCUCCACAGAUUAGUGAUGGAUUGGAUGGAGACCACCAGCUAAAUUCUGUAACGAGCAAAGAAAAUGUACUUGAAACGGAAAAAAGCAAUUUAGAAAGACUGGUUGAAGGCUCUACCGAUGAUUCUGUGCCCAAAGUCGGACAGCUUUCGUCAGAAGAAGAAGAGGAUAAUGAGUUCAUAAAUAAUGAUGGAUUUGAUGACGAUACGCCCCUUUUUCAAAAAAGCAAGAUUCAUGAAUUUAGCUCUAAGAAAAGCAAUACUAUAGAGGACGGUAAACGACCUUUGUUUUUCAGGCAUAUCUUACAGAAUAACCGCCCUCAACGUGAUACCCAAAAGCUAUUUACUUCGUCGAACGCCAUUCACCAUGAUAAGGACAAGAGUGCAAAUAAUGGUCCCCGUAACAUUAAUGGUAAUCAAAAGCAUGGCACUAAAUACUUUGGUAGUGCUACACAACCUCGGUUUACCGGUUCGCCCUUAAAUAAUACAAACAGGUUCACUAAAUUGUUUCCAUUAAGAAAGCCAAAUUUACUGAGCAAUAUAUCCGUUUUAAACAAUACCCCGGAAGAUAGAAUCAAUACGUUGAGCGUGAAAGAGCGGGCUCUGUGGAAAUGGGCAAACGUAGAAAACCUCGAUAUAUUUCUUCAAGAUGUUUACAAUUAUUAUCUGGGAAAUGGGUUCUAUUGCAUCAUACUGGAAAAAAUAUUGAAUAUAUGCACUUUGCUUUUUGUUGUUUUUGUUUCUACAUAUAUGGGUCACUGUGUUGACUACUCCAAAUUACCGACUAGUCACCGGGUUUCGGAUAUUAUUAUCGACAAGUGUUAUUCUAAUAGUAUAACGGGGUUCACAAAGUUUUUCCUUUGGAUGUUUUAUUUCUUCGUGAUUCUCAAAAUUGUUCAACUCUACUUUGAUGUUCAAAAAUUAUCAGAAUUACAAAACUUUUACAAGUAUCUUUUAAAUAUAUCGGAUGACGAACUUCAAACUUUGCCCUGGCAAAAUGUGAUACAGCAGCUAAUGUACUUGAAGGAUCAAAACGCUAUGACGGCAAAUGUUGUGGAAGUCAAAGCCAAGAAUAGAAUCGACGCGCAUGACGUUGCCAAUAGAAUCAUGAGAAGAGAAAACUAUCUCAUAGCACUUUACAAUAGCGACAUCCUGAAUUUAUCCUUGCCUAUUCCAUUAUUUAGGACCAACGUUCUGACAAAAACACUAGAAUGGAAUAUUAAUUUAUGCGUCAUGGGCUUUGUGUUCAACGAGUCCGGAUUUAUUAAACAAAGUAUUUUAAAACCUUCUCAAAGAGAAUUCACGAGAGAAGAAUUACAAAAAAGAUUCAUGCUGGCAGGAUUUCUUAAUAUUAUAUUGGCACCAUUUCUGGUCACAUACUUUGUUUUGCUUUAUUUUUUCAGAUAUUUUAAUGAGUAUAAAACUUCUCCUGGAUCUAUUGGUGCUCGUCAAUACACACCAAUUGCUGAAUGGAAAUUCCGUGAGUACAAUGAACUUUACCAUAUUUUUAAGAAAAGAAUAAGUUUGAGCACAACCUUAGCUAACAAGUAUGUUGAUCAGUUCCCGAAGGAAAAGACCAAUUUGUUUCUGAAAUUUGUUUCCUUUAUUUGUGGAUCAUUUGUGGCCAUUUUAGCUUUUCUCACUGUAUUCGAUCCAGAAAACUUUUUAAACUUUGAAAUCACCUCGGACAGAUCUGUCAUUUUCUACAUUACUAUUCUGGGUGCUAUAUGGUCUGUAAGUAGAAAUACAAUAACCCAGGAGUACCAUGUUUUCGACCCCGAAGAGACGCUCAAGGAGUUGUAUGAAUAUACACACUAUCUACCAAAGGAAUGGGAAGGAAGAUAUCACAAAGAGGAAAUCAAACUAGAGUUCUGUAAAUUGUACAACUUGAGAAUAGUAAUACUUUUGAGGGAACUCACUAGCCUGAUGAUAACACCGUUUGUACUUUGGUUUUCGUUGCCCUCGUCAGCCGGCAGGAUUGUAGAUUUCUUCAGAGAGAAUUCUGAAUAUGUGGACGGAUUAGGUUACGUUUGCAAGUAUGCUAUGUUUAACAUGAAAAACAUAGACGGUGAAGAUACACACAGCAUGGAUGAAGACAGUUUAACGAAAAAGAUUGCCGUGAACGGAAGUCAUACACUCAACAGUAAACGAAGGAGUAAAUUUACCGCCGAAGACCAUAGCGAUAAAGAUUUGGCAAAUAAUAAAAUGUUACAAUCAUAUGUAUAUUUUAUGGAUGAUUAUUCCAACAGUGAAAACUUAACAGGGAAGUACCAAUUGCCUGCAAAAAAAGGCUAUCCGAAUAAUGAAGGCGAUUCAUUUCUCAACAAUAAGUAUUCUUGGAGAAAGCAAUUUCAGCCAGGUCAAAAGCCGGAGCUAUUUAGAAUAGGUAAGCAUGCUCUCGGCCCUGGCCAUAAUAUUUCCCCUGCUAUAUAUUCUACAAGGAAUCCCGGCAAGAACUGGGAUAACAAUAAUAAUGGUGAUGACAUUAAGAACGGGACCAAUAAUGCUACAGCUAAAAAUGAUGACAAUAAUGGCAAUAAUGAUCAUGAAUACGUACUAACAGAGUCUUUCCUUGAUUCGGGCGCAUUCCCUAAUCAUGAUGUAAUAGACCAUAAUAAAAUGCUAAACUCAAAUUACAAUGGUAAUGGCAUACUCAAUAAGGGUGGUGUCUUAGGACUUGUUAAAGAGUAUUACAAGAAGUCUGACGUCGGAAGAUAA
Molecule: messenger RNA, 2994 nt
Organism: Saccharomyces cerevisiae S288C
Lineage: Eukaryota; Fungi; Ascomycota; Saccharomycetes; Saccharomycetales; Saccharomycetaceae
Gene: ATG9
Product: autophagy protein ATG9
Exons: 1
Coding region: 1-2994 (997 amino acids)
Biological process (GO): autophagy; plasma membrane phospholipid scrambling
Cellular component (GO): cytoplasmic vesicle membrane; endoplasmic reticulum membrane; phagophore assembly site membrane
Source: RefSeq, marked reviewed